AUGGAAAGAAGAGCCCAUCCAUCGAACAUUCAGUUGGAAAUAUUAUUGAAAUUUUUAGAACAUCAACCUAGCUUAGCGAAAGGAUGUCCAAAAAUAUUCGCAGCUAGAGAGUAUGCUAAUGCCGAGUGGUCCAAGUUAGCUUUGAAACUAAAUAGUGUCAGGGGUGGGUCUGUUAAAUCUCCGAAAAGAUGGAUGAAGUAUUGGAGUGAUAAAAAGAGUGCAGUUAAAAAAAAAGCAGCCAUAAGUACAGGUCAAAGACGUCAAACUGGUGGUGGUAUAGCAGAGAUAAUGCAAUUAACUAAAUUGGAGGAGCGCAUUUUAACUUUAACGGUGGGUGACAGAUUUUAUGAAGGAGUUUCUUCACUUCGCGUUCAUCCAUUUUCAGACCCUACCAGUAGUUCCUCAGGCAGUAUUAGGAUUUUUACACCACCAAAUAGUAUUGCACCAGUUUCUUUAAUUGAACCAAAUACAAUAUCUAACAUUAGCCCAAAGAUUCAAGAGACCCCAAUAAUUGCUGAAAAUAUUGAUGAUAGCACAGUAUAUUCAUUGAUCAACUCAGAUGUUGAAACCUCUAAGUAUCCAGAACAACCCCAGUCAUCUUCUGAUGUCUCAAUCCCUAGUCGAGUGAGAAGGCGUUUUGGGCUACAACCCUCACCUCCAAGUCAACACCGUAACUACUUUAAUAGCAUAACUGAAAAAUUAUUAAGAAUAGAAGAACAGCGAUUGGACCUGGACAAAAAACUUUUAGAUCUACUCAAUCAACAAUCAAUAAAUAACAACCUAUUAAUACAAACUGUCAACCACAGCCAGCAGGCCAUAAGCGAAAGCCAGAAGGCUAUGGCUGAAGCUCUUACAGCGAUUGCAAUUGCAAUUAAUAAAUAA
Molecule: messenger RNA, 882 nt
Organism: Pieris macdunnoughi
Lineage: Eukaryota; Metazoa; Arthropoda; Insecta; Lepidoptera; Pieridae
Source: the annotation of a GenBank genome assembly